Hibiscus syriacus is the source of this 879-nucleotide messenger RNA. Its product is annotated as TOM1-like protein 6. Lineage: Eukaryota; Viridiplantae; Streptophyta; Magnoliopsida; Malvales; Malvaceae. Bases 1 to 708 code for a protein of 235 amino acids. The record is from RefSeq and is a predicted model, not a curated record. The transcript has a single exon.
AUGCAUUUCAGGCGUUCGAAAACAGGGUCGAGGUCAUCUCAGAGCACAUCUGCUGCAACAAAGGAUUCUCUUGUGCCUGUCAAUGAACCGGUUGUGACAACUUCAUAUGAGCCAUCUGGUUCUGCCACUGAUGAUCUUUGCAAAGCGUUAUCUUUGCCGUCGGAAUCAGCUGCACAAGAAAACACCACAAAAGAGCAAGAAUUGAUUGAUGUUCUAACCGUGACAUUGUCAACAUCAUCAGCUUCACCACCCCAUACCCCUAAUUCUUCACCACCUGCAAUUCACCAAAACAUGCACCAUCCAGCUCAGGUCCCUCAUGGACCACUUCCAUACGAUAGUUACAUUGUUCCAUGGGCUCAGCCUCAAGUUCAACCACAAUAUCAACCACAGAACCACUCAAAUCCACUGGUUUUAGGGCAACAAGAGUUCCAGUCACAAACUCAGUAUCAUCCAUACACAUCUGGGUAUCCACUUCCUAAAUGGGCGAAUACUCCAGGUUAUUUCACUGGUGCAAAUAUGUGUAACUCAUUCCCCGUGAACGCAAGCAAUGGUGAUGUUUGGGGGACUCCGAUGCUGGCAGAGAAGCCUUAUAUUCCUCCGUACAGAUUGUUUGAGGAUUUGAAUGUACUCGGAAAUGGCGAUGGAAGACUUAAGAUGAAGAGCACUACUUCUAGUUCUACCCAAAGCAUGGUUGGUGAAAGGAAGUAGAGAUGUUUGGAUUUUGUAGUAAUAAUAUGUUCAUAUGAAGAUGGACAUGGAAUUGUCUUUUGGAUUCAUCUGUGUAGUUCGGGUGAUUCAUCAAUUAAGCUGAUUCCUUUUUAUUGAUUUAAAUAUCAAUUUGGUCCCAUUUUUUAAUUUAAUUAUUGAAAUAUAUAUCAA